AGAGCCAUUUUGGCUCACGCCAGUCGCGGGAGGCAGCGUGCCGGAGGCAGCGCGCCCGCGCCCACGCGAGCGAGUACGCGUCCGCCCAACACGAGAGGCCGCGGCCGCGGCCCGCCAAAGAUGCCGAAGGAGUCCGCGCUGGUAGCCGUCGGCACCGCCUUCGCCGCCGCCACCGUGCUGCCGGCCGCAGAGGACGGGUCUCCACGGGCGGCUUCGAGAAGGGCGAGUUCCGUCGCCUCGGGCUCGCCGGUGCCAGGAGAACGGGCAUUCGAGGACGAGGAGGUCAUGGACACGAUGGUCAAAUCGCUGAUCAGUUCGCACGGCCUGCAGUCGUCCUGGCAGAAGGUCCGGAAGCGCCUCGUGUCCGUGGAGGGCGGCCUCAGCAAGGUCCAGAGCGCGAUAGACUCGAGGACCUUCGUCUUCCGCGACGAGUUUAGCGACGUCGUGGAGAAGAGGCACGCUGGGCAGCUGAGCAGGCAUGCCGAGGAGAUGGCGGCCCUCGCAGACGCGCAGGCGAAGCUAUCGACCGCAAUGUACGAAGAGCAGCUGCCAUCAGUACAACGUUGCGUCGAUCAGGUGCGCUCUAUGCAGGACGCGAUCGACGCGCUGACCCACGAAGUCGCCGCCCUGAGGAGCUCCAGCAGGGAGCAGCAGGAGAUGGUGGAUGGAGGCUUCAAGAGGCUCGACGAAAACAUCCUCAAGGCAGGCGCGGACAUGGACGCCCGGACGGCAUCGCUGGAGGAGAUGAUGCGAGCUCAGGGCCAGGCAUCCGACCAGAAGCUGAGCGAGCUGGAGGAGACCAUGCAGCUGUCGAUCACGGAGAUCAACAACCAGAUCGCUUCCUUGGCUGCCGACGACGAGGGCGGAGACUUGGACGGAGAAGGGGACGAGCUGGAUUGGGAGCGCGCGGGUCAGGAUGACCGGCCCUCAGGGGAAUUUGUGGCGGCCGAACGCUCUGGUUCCAAAUUAGGGCGUUUAUCACUCGGGCAGAUGUCUGGUACAACCUCGAUCGGCGAGAGAGCGGGGGCCGCAGGUGGUAAGGGGGCGCUUCAGAAGAAGGUGGUAGACAUGGUCGAAAAGAUGCUUGUGCAACCGCUCUGGAACGAGCUCGGGCACACUCUUUCCAGAUUGAGUGCGGUGGAGGAGGGGAUGGGCAAACAGGCCGUUGAACUAAAGAGGCAGAUACGUGUUGUCGAGAAGUCCCUCGACAAUUUCAAGAACAGCACCAGGAACACUACAGACCAGAUCCGAGAAGAUUUAGACACCUGCUUCAAGAGAGAUGAGGCGUCCAAACUUGAGACGGCACUUAGCGGCAGUAUUGGCGAGCUCUGGGGCGAUUUCGACGGGUUGCGGCAGACGGCAGUUGGCAAGCUUAACCAAUUUGUGGACCAUUUCGCCAAGAUUCACGAGUCCAUCAACGACCACGAGCAUUGCCUGCGGCAUCAUGCCGAGGAGAUCGAAAACCGCUGCACGAAGUACGACAUCCUGGCCUGCCAGCGCCAGAUCGACACGAGCGUUCUCAAGGACGAUUUCGUGCGGGAGACUAGUGAGCUGCGCCAGCUGCUGGAGUGGCAGGAGGGCAAGAUCGAAGCCUUCGGGCUGAUCUCGGGGUCCGGCGCCAGCAGGGGCAAGCCCGCCGCGGCCGGACGUGAGCGCGCUCCCAGGGACAGCCCGAGGAACGGCCCCGGCAGCGCCGGCCGCUCGCCCGGGAACCUCGGGCACGGCGAAGGCGACGCAGGCGUAGCGAUAGGGCGCAACCAGACGCUUCUGACCGAGCAGCUCAACGCCCUGGCCAUGGGAGUCGUGUGGCUCGCACACCUGGUGCUGCAAGAGCCGAAGCUCGGUGGCUCGCGGAGCCAGAGGCUCGCGAGCGAGCGGGACAUCCUGGAGGAGCUGAAGAGCGUCCGCCACUGGAUCACCCACAAGACCUCGCCCCAGGGCUGGGACACCUGCAGGCUGACCACGGCCACGCUGGAGCACACGCACCCGCACGAGGCGAUGCCGCCCGUGUCGCAGCCGCCCCCGAUGGUGCGGGGCGCGUCGCAGGCGAUGGCCCCGGUGAAGGAGCAGCAGGUGAUGUCCGCGCGCCAGGUGCGCAGGCCCGCCGAGCGGCAGAGGUCGCCGCCGGGCAGCGCACGCCUGACGAAGGCGAGCUGGGGCAGCGCCAACACGGCGUCGCUGAGCACGUUCGCUUCCGAGGGCGACAUCCAUUCGGCCAAGGCCUCCACGGACAGGCUGCCCAAGCUCGGCGGGAGCGCCGAGCUCGGAGGAGCGCUGAGCGGUGCGGGCGGGCCAAAGGUCCAGCCGCCCCGCUCGGCCGACAGCCUGCCGCUUGUGGCGCGCGUGUGACUUCGAGGGGGCCCCUGGUGGCCCCAGGAAAUAGAGAGACACCGAGCAUGACAAAAA
Messenger RNA from Prorocentrum cordatum, 2406 nucleotides. The record is from the annotation of a GenBank genome assembly. NCBI's taxonomy places the organism in Eukaryota, Dinophyceae, Prorocentrales, Prorocentraceae.